Tarenaya hassleriana is the source of this 780-nucleotide messenger RNA. Its product is annotated as ADP-ribosylation factor 1-like. Gene Ontology annotation, cellular component: cytoplasm. The transcript is spliced from 6 exons. Lineage: Eukaryota; Viridiplantae; Streptophyta; Magnoliopsida; Brassicales; Cleomaceae. The record is from RefSeq and is a predicted model, not a curated record. Gene Ontology annotation, biological process: vesicle-mediated transport; intracellular protein transport. Gene Ontology annotation, molecular function: GTP binding; GTPase activity. Bases 96 to 641 code for a protein of 181 amino acids.
UCUCUUCAUUGGUCUCUGCACCAUAAGAAGCCAUUCAUCAUCCCUACUUUCUCUCUACUACUUUUUGCUCAUUUUGCAUCUCCACUUGAAGAGAGAUGGGCAUGGCAAUAUCAAGAAUGUUAAGAUCUUUAUUUGCAAAGAAAGAGAUGAGGAUACUAAUGGUGGGUCUUGAUGCUGCGGGCAAAACCACCAUCCUUUACAAGCUCAAGCUCGGAGAGAUUGUCACCACCAUCCCCACUAUUGGGUUUAAUGUAGAGACUGUUGAGUACAAAAACGUGAGCUUCACCGUUUGGGAUGUUGGAGGUCAAGACAAGAUUCGACCGUUGUGGAGACACUACUUCCAAAACACACAAGGCCUAAUAUAUGUGGUGGAUAGCAACGACAGAGAGAGAAUCCACGAAGCAAGGGACGAACUCCAUAGGAUGCUCAGUGAGGAGGAACUACGAGAGGCAACAGUACUUGUGUUUGCGAACAAGCAAGAUUUGCCAAAUGCGAUGACGGUGUCGGAGAUCACAGAUAAACUCGGCCUUCAUUCCCUCCGUCUACGCCGUUGGUAUAUUCAGGCUACAUGUGCAACCUCGGGCCAAGGACUCUACGAGGGACUUGACUGGUUGUCGAGCAAUAUCACAAGCAAGACUUGAGAAUAUCCAAAUUCACAAGUAUUGGAUAUCCCUUCCUUUCUAUCUCCUCAUGGGUUUGUAUGUGUGGAAAACCAAAGCUAUGCUUUGCUGUAUUAUUAUUAUUAUUAUUAACAAAUAAUGAUGCCUUUUAUUUUCAGUA